AUGAAGCAUUACAACAUUGUUAUUUCCCUUUCUAAACAGAUUGAAUUCAGUGGAAUGGCGUCAAACAUUGUUACUUUGAGCAUGUUGAUAAAUUGUUUCUGCCACCUGGGUCAAUUGAAUUUUGCUUUUUCUGUAUUAGGCAAGAUUUUCAAGAGGGGUUAUCAUCCGGAUGUCAUAACCUUGACAACACUUUUGAAAGGUUUUUGUCUUAAUGGUCAGACAAGAGCAGCCAUGCAGUUGCUGAGAAAGAUCGAAGGGAAAUUGGUUAAGGCUAAUGUGGUAAUGUACAACACAAUUAUUGAUAGCCUAUGCAAGGAUAAACUUGUAGCUGAUGCAUGUGAUUUAUAUUCUGAAAUGGCUGUCAAGAAAAUUCAUCCUAAUGUUGUCACUUUCAGUUCUCUGAUCUAUGGCUUUUGCAUUUUGGGUCAAUUGAAAGAUGCAAUUGGUUUGUUAAAUGAAAUGCCAUUGAAAAACAUCUACCCUGAUAAUUAUACCUUUAAUAUGUUGGUUGAUGCAUUAUGUAAGGAAGGAAAGGUUAAAGAAGCAAAAACUAUGUUAGCUGUGAUGAUGAAAGAAGGUAUAGAACCUGAUGUUGUCACUUAUAGUUCAUUAAUGGAUGGGUAUUGCUUAGUUAAUGAAGUGAACAAUGCAAAAUACAUAUUCAACACUAUGGCCCAAAGGGGAAUGACUCAGAGAGUUUGGAACUAUAAUAUCAUGAUUAAUGGAUUAUGUAAGAAUAAAAUGGUGGAUGAAGCCAUGUCUCUCUUUAGAGAAAUGAAAUGCAAAAAUAUGAUUCCUGAUACGGUUACCUACAACUCUCUUAUUAAUGGUUUGUGCAAAUCAGGCAGAAUCUCUUAUGUUUGGGGUCUUAUUGAUGAGAUGCAUGAUAAAGGUCAACCAGCUAAUGUAAUCACUUACAAUUCCUUAUUAGACUCUUUAUGCAAAAGCCAUCAUCUGGAUAAGGCAAUUGCAUUAUUCAAGAAAAUUAAAGACGAGGGAAUUCUGCCAGAUAUAUGCACAUACAAUACACUUAUUGAUGGACUAUGCAAAGGUGGAAGACUUAAGAAUGCACAAGAGGUUUUUCAGGAUCUUUUGAUCAAAGGCUAUCAUAUAAAUGUCUGGACGUAUAAUAUUAUGAUCAAUGGGCUGUGUAAAGAGGGCUUGUUUGAUGAAGCCUUGGCUUUGAUGUCAAAAAUGAAAGACAAUGAUUGCAUCCCUGAUGCUAUAACUUUUGAAGUAAUAAUUCGUGGUCUCUUUGAAAAAGAUGAGAAUGAUAAGGCAAAGAAACUUCUUCGGGAAAUGAUUGCCAGAGGUCUAUUGUAAGAGUAAGACUAGGUGCAUCAGAACAAAACAUUUCUAUAGAGGAAAGUUCAUCCGUACCAGAAGAUCCAGAGACUGCCAAGAAACUAAAAUUGCUAAAUGAAAAGAUCACAAGCAAUUGCUCUGCUAUGCCAAUUGUUUUGAAAAGGAUGAAAGACUGCAUUGCGAAAAUUGAGAAGUUAUAUUCAUACAAUGCUGCAAUCAUACAUCCAGCCUUCUAAAGGAAGAAGCCAGGAUAAGCAUAAUGUAUCAUAGUUUAGUUAGUUAUCUGAACAUCUAAGAA
Messenger RNA from Gastrolobium bilobum, 1603 nucleotides. RefSeq names its product putative pentatricopeptide repeat-containing protein At1g12700, mitochondrial. Gene Ontology annotation, molecular function: protein binding. Lineage: Eukaryota; Viridiplantae; Streptophyta; Magnoliopsida; Fabales; Fabaceae. The transcript has 3 exons. Bases 1 to 1323 code for a protein of 440 amino acids. The record is from RefSeq and is a predicted model, not a curated record.